Messenger RNA from Anopheles bellator, 1174 nucleotides. It is a transcript of the gene Sbds, whose product is annotated as ribosome maturation protein SBDS. Gene Ontology annotation, biological process: ribosome biogenesis; cytosolic ribosome assembly. Lineage: Eukaryota; Metazoa; Arthropoda; Insecta; Diptera; Culicidae. The transcript has a single exon. The record is from RefSeq and is a predicted model, not a curated record. The coding region runs from base 36 to 797 and encodes 253 amino acids.
GUAAACAAAAGUGCCUCGCGAGACGUUCUGCAAAAAUGCCGAAAAUAUUCACCCCUACUAACCAAAUCCGCCUUACGAAUGUGGCUGUCGUACGUAUGAAAAAGGGUGGCAAGCGAUUCGAAGUGGCUUGCUACAAAAAUAAAGUACUUUCGUGGCGCAACGGCACCGAAAAGGAUCUCGACGAAGUGUUGCAGACAGUCGCUGUUUUCAACAACGUUUCCAAAGGAGAGGUGGCGAAGAAGGAAGAGCUGCAGAAGGCAUUCGGGACGGACAAUGUGACCGAAAUUUGUAGAGAAAUUUUAGCCAAAGGCGAGCUGCAGGUUUCAGAAAAGGAGCGCCAGGACCAGUUGGAAUCGAUGUUUAAAGAGAUCGCUACUAAUGUUGCCGACAAGUGCGUUAAUCCAGAGACGAAACGUCCCUAUCCGGUUUCAAUAAUUGAAAAAUCUAUGAAGGACAUCCACUACUCCAUAAAACCUCAUCGCAAUGCCAAACAACAAGCGCUUGAUGUGAUUCGUCUGCUCAAAGAGUCGAUCCCACUGGAACGUGCAAAAAUGCGUUUGAAGCUGACGCUACCGGCGAAGGACGCCAAACGGUUCAAGGAACGCAUAGCAAGAGUUAGUUCAACGGCCACGGAGAGCGAAAAAUGGGAAAGCGAACGACUAGUGCUAACAUGCCUUAUUGAUCCGGGUAGCUAUCGUGAAAUGGACGACAUUAUGCGGAUCGAAUUGAAAGGGGCUGGAGCGCUGGAAGUGUUGAACUUGAAGGAAAUCAAAGAAGGCGAAGAAGUCCUGGAAUAAUCUACCGUAUACGGCGCAUGAAAGCUUUACGAAACAUAAUUUGAAUGAAUUUGUUAAAUAAAUAUUGAUUUGUUGACGAAAAUGAUCAUGCCAUUACAUUGGACGCUAGAAGCAGGGGGAAAAUUAAGAAAUAAGCUCCAAAAGCUGAUUGAAGACAAUUCUACAAUUCUGGAUAUUAAUUAACUAACUAUAGGCCCAUAGGUUUGUUCCGUACUUAAGAAGGAACUGUUGCAUGCAUUCAAGGCUACGAAGUGUUUAUUUUUAAUGUGUUUUGCCGUUAUAAUACCACACACUUUGCUACUAUUGUUGCGUUAAUGGGAAAACUUGUGCAGUAAAUGAGUGUACAUUUUUGUGUACACACGCAGUUUCAACCAAUC